Messenger RNA from Etheostoma spectabile (orangethroat darter), 4135 nucleotides. RefSeq names its product signal peptide, CUB domain, EGF-like 2 (gene scube2). The record is from RefSeq and is a predicted model, not a curated record. Gene Ontology annotation, biological process: signal transduction. Gene Ontology annotation, cellular component: cell surface. Gene Ontology annotation, molecular function: calcium ion binding. The coding region runs from base 210 to 3278 and encodes 1022 amino acids. NCBI's taxonomy places the organism in Eukaryota, Metazoa, Chordata, Actinopteri, Perciformes, Percidae. The transcript is spliced from 23 exons.
CGCACACCCACCACACACACACACACCACACACACACACACACACACUUACUCACUCACUCACUCACUCACUUACUCACUCCUUUCCUUUUCAAAAGCCCCUUGUGAAGCAGAUUGACAGGACAGAAUGAAAAUGAGGCGGACGCUCGGUCACGACUUCAGUGCGUACGCGUCCUUUUGAGAAGACCUCUAAACUUGGAAAAUAUCACCAUGGGAGCUAUUUGGACUGCAAGGGACUUUUGUUUGUUUUUGCUCUUGUUAAAUAGUCGCCAAAGCGCAUCGCUUCCAGAAAUUCGAGAUCCAUGUGUAGAGGGGAGUGAUGGCUGUCACAUUGAUGCUAUUUGUCAGAGUACCCAAGGCUCAUACAAGUGCACGUGCAAAGCAGGCUUUAAAGGAGAUGGAAAACACUGUGAAGACAUUGAUGAGUGCGACUCGGUGUACAAUGGUGGCUGUGUACACGAGUGCAACAAUAUACCAGGCAAUUAUCGCUGCACUUGUUACGACGGAUUUAAUUUGGCACAUGAUGGACAUAACUGUCUAGAUUUGGAUGAAUGCAAAUUCAACAAUGGUGGGUGCCAACACACUUGUGUCAACACCAUGGGCAGCUAUGAGUGCCGCUGCAAAGAGGGCUUCUUCCUCAGCGACAACCAGCACACAUGCAUCCACCGCUCUGUGGAGGGCCUCAACUGUAUGAAUAAGGAGCACGGCUGCGCCCACAUCUGCAAAGAAACACCCAAAGGAGGUGUGGCCUGUGAGUGUCGUCCAGGGUUCGAGCUGGCCAGGAACCAGAGAGGCUGCAUCUUAACUUGUAACCAUGGCAAUGGAGGCUGCCAGCACACAUGCGAGGACACAGAGAACGGUCCCAUAUGCAGGUGUCACGCCAGGUACACCCUGCAACCUGACAAGAGGUUGUGUAUAGAACGAGAUGAAGCCACCACUGAGACCGCAGACCACAACGUCACAUCCUUUACUGAGGUGGACAAACGUGUCAAACGAAGACUGUUAAUGGAAACUUGUGCGGUGAACAAUGGGGGUUGCGACUGCACCUGUAAAGACACAUCCACAGGCGUGCGCUGCAGCUGCCCUGUCGGCUUCACACUGCAGCCGGAUGGAAAGACAUGCAAAGAUAUUGACGAGUGUGAGCUUCGCAACGGCGGCUGCGAACAAUUCUGCAGGAACACCAUUGGCAGCUUUGAGUGCAACUGCCGAAGAGGCUUCAAGCUGCUGACAGACGAACAUUCUUGCCAAGAUAUAGAUGAAUGUUUUUUUGAGCGGACAUGUGAUCACACGUGUGUGAACUCCCCCGGUGGUUUUCAAUGUCUGUGCAACAAAGGCUUCACCAUGUAUGGGCUGGCCCACUGUGGAGAUAUAAAUGAAUGCAGUGUGAACAAUGGCGGGUGUGAGCAAGGUUGUGAAAACACCAUGGGUGGAUUUGAAUGCUUUUGUCAUCUUGGCUAUAAGCUACACUGGAACAAAAAGGACUGCAUUGAGGCUGAGGGUUUCCCACCUGCUAAACCCCUCUCUAAACCUACCUUGAACUGUAGUAAGCAGGAGGGAGGGGACCGCUGCUUCUUGACAUGCCAGUCUCAAGUUCACAUCAGCAGUGGGACGGAGGAUUCCUACACGGUGACCUGUGGAAUGCCUCUGCCCUGCUUGGCUGACGCACAAAAGAACAACAGUGGCUUGCAUUGCUUAGGUCUUGAAAUGGCCAGUGUCCCACGCAUUAAAACCACAGCCACUUUUAAGUCCAGCACUGCAAAAUGCAACUUAAAAAGAAGUCAGGAGAAACUCAAGGAAAGCUUAAACUCAGCACACUCGUCCACAGAGAGCAGGUUCUUUUUCACUGAAAAUGUCCAGUUCAGCUAUGUGAGUCUGCGCUGCACCCCGUCCCUGCAGAGAACGCGCAGUCGCCAUGGCAGGAAAGCUGGCGAGGAGGACGGCUCCUGGAUAACAGCUGAGUUUGAGCUGGAUGUGAACCUAGAGGAGGUAACAGCAGAGAGCUGUGACCUGAACUGUGUUCGCCGACGCUCAGAAAAGAGGCUCAGGAAGACCAUCAGGACCCUGAGGAAGUCCAUCAACCGGGAACAGUUCCACCUGCACUUUGCCGGGUCUGACUAUGAACUUGCCAAAAAUUUGGGCAAGCCGGCUGAACUCCCCGGACACUGUGUGACGGGACAGGUGCUGGUGGGCAGGAAGUGUGUGAGCUGCAGUGUUGGGACUUACUACGACGGGGAUCAGGGACGGUGUGUGUUGUGUCCAGCUGGAACGUAUCAGGAUGAGGAGGCACAGAUGUCUUGUGAAGUCUGUCCUCGACCUGAAGGAAGAGAAGUUUCCAAGGUGGUCGGAGCUCGAAACCUGUCCGAGUGUGGAGGUCAGUGUUCCCCGGGUCAGUACUCUCAUGACGGCUUCACCCCCUGCCUGCCCUGUCCACUGGGAACGUACCAGCCGGAAGUGGGACGCACUUCCUGCUUCCUUUGUGGAGGGAACUUGGACACAAAGCGCAGUGGUGCUGUUACCUUCCAGGAGUGUGAGACUAAAGUCCAGUGCUCUCCAGGACAUUACUACAACACCAGUACACACCGCUGCAUCCGCUGUCACACGGGCACGUAUCAAGGAGAGUUUGGGCAGAACUACUGCAUCGCCUGCCCUGGAAAUACCACCACUGACUUUGAUGGCUCCACUCACAUCAUGCAAUGCAAAAACCGACAAUGUGGGGGAGAGCUGGGAGAUUUUACUGGUUUCAUCGAGUCCCCCAACUAUCCAGGGAACUACCCAGCCAAUGUGGAGUGCACCUGGACCAUCAACCCACCGCCCAAACGCAGGAUCCUUAUUGUCGUCCCAGAAAUCUUCCUGCCUAUUGAGGACGAGUGUGGUGAUUACUUAGUAAUGAGAAAGAGCUCUCUCUCCAACUCUGUGACAACCUACGAGACUUGUCAGACAUACGAGCGCCCCAUUGCUUUUACCUCCCGCUCCAAGAGGCUCUGGAUACAGUUCAGGUCCAACGAGGGAAACAGUGGGAAAGGCUUCCAGGUCCCAUAUGUCACAUAUGAUGAGGACUACCAAGAAUUGAUAGAAGACAUUGUCAGAGACGGAAGAUUAUAUGCUUCAGAGAACCACCAGGAAAUUCUCAAGGACAAAAAACUCAUGAGGGCGUUGUUUGAUGUACUGGCUCACCCACAGAACUUCUUCAACUACACAGCACAAGAAUCAAGAGAAAUGUUCCCCAAAUCCUUCAUCCGCUUCCUGCGCUCCAAAGUCCUGAGAUUCCUUCGCCCUUAGGAUGGGCAGUUUCUGGAUAUUUCUUGAAAAACCUAGAUUAGAUACUGGACACAGUAUCUAUUUUAUCCACUGACCCCUUUAAGAAUAUUCUGUAGUUAUCUGUUUUCACAUGGAGCAACACUAGAGUGGACUACACACCUGAUAAAACUGAUCCUGAAGAGAAAGUGGACAAGUGGAGCUAUCAGAGGGAGAAAUGGUCAGUGGUAUUGUGGCCUUCCUCAUACGGGGAUCUGGAAAACUUUGUUUGGAAAUUUGGCGUUGUAAUGACUUUGGGUUUUAAAGUUACCAAUAAUGCUAAUAGCAUCAUGAUGAAAAACAAAUGCUGUUGCUAAACAGAUAUAUACUGAAUGCCAGUAAUGCUGUAUAUAGAGGUGUAUCUAGUUUUAACAUAGGCUACUUUUACAGGUAGAGCUUAAUUGACAGAAAUACUGCUAAAUGUCAGAAACAAAUAUAGCACAAAUGUUUUCUCGGGAACAUUAGCACUACUAAAGAAGUAGUGGCACCACAAGAGCAAUUAUUCAGAUGAAUGUUUUGUAUAUGAUGUUAAAAGUUUUAGGUGAAAUGCUAGCAACUACGUACACUUUUGACAGUGUAGCUUUGCUACAAUUGCUGGUGGCACAUGUAUUCAAUAUUCCAAGGUGUGUGAAUGAGUGCUACUGCAUUGAAAAAAUGACACCAGAAUGCAUCAACAUAUUUUGUAUUGUUUACUAGCAACCAAAGACAACAGAGUACAUGAAAAUAAAUGAAAAGUCCUGUAAAAUAGAAUUGAGCUAUUCAUCUGUCAUAGAUGCCAUGUGUAUGUAUAUUUUUUAUUGUCUUGUACAUCUAAUAUGCUGUAAAUAAAGAUAGGGAACUUA